UAGUUUUAUUAAAUACGUGUUUCAAUUUUACUGCAUGAUACUAAUCUGAACUUAAUAUGUGUAUUUGAUCUGUUUUACUUCUGUAAGCCUCAAGAAUUAUUAGAGGACUGUAAUAGCGACUUACCAUCUUUCUAUUAAGGUUAUUUGGAUAUUAAGAAGAUUAAGUACAGGUUCUACAAAAUGAAGUUCAGAGUUUUGUCUACCCUUUGUCUCCUUGUAUUUGCAAAUGGAUCAUGGGAGAGUGGUGUUUUUAUUCACCAGGAUCCUUUGCUAGCUGCUGAACUUGGAAGCAGUGUGAUUAUAUUCUGCUCUCACUCAGACGACUAUGUAAAUGUUGUUUCAUGGUAUAAACAUUCUGUUGGGAAGAAACCACUUCUCGUAGCUUAUUCAGAACACGGCUCUUCAAGCGUUACAUAUGAAAGUGGCUUUAACGAGAAAAAUCACCCUAUCAGUCCUGGGACUGACUCCUUUAAUUUGAGCAUCAUAAACUUGAAAGAAUAUGAUUUUGCAACCUACUAUUGUGCUGUGAGUUUCCUGAACGUUAUGACAUUUGGAGAAGGCACGAUUCUUCUACGUAAAGAGACUGAUGGACCUAGAAGGACCACGGUUCUCCAGCGGCCGGUUUCUGACAGACUUCAUCUAGGAGAUUCAGUGACUCUUCAGUGUUCGGUCGUCAGUCAGAUCUGUGCAGGAGAGUACAGCGUCUACUGGUUCAGACGUUCACCAGGACAUUCUGAUCCAGGAAUCAUUUACACUCAUGAUAACAGGAGUGAUCGGUGUACGGAGAGAUCAGAGACCCAGAGCUGUGUCUACAGUCUCUCUCAGGCUGAUCUCACACCGUCUGAUGCUGGAAUUUAUUACUGUGCUGUUGCCACAUGUGGAAAGAUACACUUGGGGAACGGAACCAAGUUAAUUAUUGAAGCACCUUUCAAUUUUUGGAAUCCAGUUGUUGUGACCUUUUGCACAAUAACCAUAAUAUCCAUUAUUUUGAACAUAUUUCUAGUGAGACUGAUUGACAAGUAUUGCAAAAAAGAUGCCUCGAUUUAUCCAAGAAAUCAGUGGAAGCAGACCGUGGAUAUUGAUACCUUAAACCAAGAGGAGACAAGAGUCAUUUAUACCCAGCUCAUCAUGAGCUAAUUUAUUAAGACAGCAGCCCUCCAGGAGGAUUGGACAAACCUGACCUACUCAAUGGGGAAAAAAUGUUCCCACAAAAAUCUAAAAGCUUUGUCCUUUUGGGGCUGUGUUUUGGUCCCCAUGAGGAGAAGAGCUUAUAAAUGCUCUUCUAAUGAGUUUGAAAUGCCAAAUGUUUUGUGUAAGGAGAUAGAAAAUACAUGUGUGUUUGAUUUUGUUGCUGAAGAUUUGGUAAGCUUACUUGUUUCCGUAAAUAUUUUUGAGGUGUUAAAAUGAGAGUUCUAAUUAUUUUUUCACCAAAAAUUCUCAAUAAAAUAAGCAAUAUCCGUUAAUAAUUCAUAGUUUCACCUAUUUGAGUUUAGGAUCAUUUUAUAUCUUAUUGUGAUUGCGACAAUCAUGUCAUUAUCUAUGUUGACGAGUCGAUCAUAAUAAAGAUUUAAG
This is a messenger RNA of Puntigrus tetrazona (Sumatra barb), 1572 nucleotides long. RefSeq names its product immunoglobulin kappa light chain-like. Gene Ontology annotation, biological process: response to bacterium. NCBI's taxonomy places the organism in Eukaryota, Metazoa, Chordata, Actinopteri, Cypriniformes, Cyprinidae. The record is from RefSeq and is a predicted model, not a curated record. Bases 181 to 1137 code for a protein of 318 amino acids. The transcript has 8 exons.